ACGAUUGUAAUCCUGACCCCUGUGAUAAUAGAGGAACUUGUACUGAUAGAGUGAACGACUAUACUUGUGCCUGCGAAAUGGGCUAUGCUGGAAAAGAUUGCGAAACAAAUAUCGACGAUUGUAAUCCUGACCCCUGUGAGAAUAGAGGAACUUGUACUGAUAGAGUGAACGACUAUACUUGUGCCUGCGAAAUGGGCUAUGCUGGAAAAGAUUGCGAAACAAAUAUCGACGAUUGUAAUCCUGACCCCUGUGAGAAUGGAGGAACUUGUACUGAUAGAGUGAACGACUAUACUUGUGCCUGCGAAAUGGGCUAUGCUGGAAAAGAUUGUGAAACAAAUAUCGACGAUUGUAAUCCUGACCCCUGUGAUAAUAGAGGAACUUGUACUGAUAGAGUGAACGACUAUACUUGUGCCUGCGAAAUGGGCUAUGCUGGAAAAGAUUGCGAAACAAAUAUCGACGAUUGUAAUCCUGACCCCUGUGAGAAUAGAGGAACUUGUACUGAUAGAGUGAACGACUAUACUUGUGCCUGCGAAAUGGGCUAUGCUGGAAAAGAUUGCGAAACAAAUAUCGACGAUUGUAAUCCUGACCCCUGUGAGAAUAGAGGAACUUGUACUGAUAGAGUGAACGACUAUACUUGUGCCUGCGAAAUGGGCUAUGCUGGAAAAGAUUGCGAAACAAAUAUCGACGAUUGUAAUCCUGACCCCUGUGAGAAUGGAGGAACUUAUAUCGACGAUUGUAAUCCUGACCCCUGUACUAUUUUUGGAUGA
Messenger RNA from Strongylocentrotus purpuratus (purple sea urchin), 767 nucleotides. RefSeq names its product delta-like protein C. Gene Ontology annotation, molecular function: Notch binding; calcium ion binding. The record is from RefSeq and is a predicted model, not a curated record. The transcript is spliced from 9 exons. Lineage: Eukaryota; Metazoa; Echinodermata; Echinoidea; Camarodonta; Strongylocentrotidae. Bases 78 to 767 code for a protein of 229 amino acids. Gene Ontology annotation, biological process: Notch signaling pathway.